This is a messenger RNA of Dufourea novaeangliae, 2219 nucleotides long. It is a transcript of the gene Rbp6, whose product is annotated as RNA-binding protein Musashi homolog Rbp6. The coding region runs from base 539 to 1702 and encodes 387 amino acids. Gene Ontology annotation, cellular component: cytoplasm. NCBI's taxonomy places the organism in Eukaryota, Metazoa, Arthropoda, Insecta, Hymenoptera, Halictidae. The record is from RefSeq and is a predicted model, not a curated record. The transcript has 15 exons. Gene Ontology annotation, molecular function: RNA binding.
UAUUAAACCCCCCCUUGAUGGAAUCUCGCGAAACCUGGAGUACAGUGCGGUGUAAGCCGAUGAAAACAACGUGUACCUGUUUCAUUUGAACAUUAUUUACCACACGUAUCCUUCGACGUUGCAAUAUCACUGUAACUUUGUCUUUAUUUUUUUUUUUAAAGAAAGAAGGCGCUGCUCAGGUGACGGGGAUUGUGGGAAACGUGUUUAUUGUGUUGCGCGCGUGAAUGGUUUCCGUUUUGUUCGCGACGAUCGGGAGAAUCGUUAUCGGGCGUGUUUACAAGAGGUUUUUGUUAAAUGGAAAAAGAGAAAUAAGAAAUGGAAAAAUGGAAAAGGAAAAAGCAUAAUACGAGACGGGAGUUGUUCAGUUGUUGGUUGAUGUGUGGUGACACCUGCCGUCAACAAACGGAGACUGCGCAGGGGGUCACAAUACCGGAAGUUACCUUCUGCCGGCAGUCUCCCCCGCCUUCCUUCAUCAUCUUCUGCCGCCGACGCGACCUGACGCCGAUGCUGAUGGAUUCAUCUUUCUUUUUCCAGAAAAAUGUUCAUCGGUGGUCUCUCUUGGCAGACCAGUCCAGAGAGCCUUAGGGAGUACUUCACCAAGUACGGGGACAUCACAGAAGUUAUGGUCAUGAAAGAUCCCACCACACGGCGAUCAAGGGGCUUUGGAUUCAUCACGUUCGCAGAUCCCGCGAGUGUAGAUAAAGUGCUGGCACAGGGUAACCACGAGUUAGAUGGCAAGAAAAUCGACCCGAAGGUAGCGUUUCCUAGGAGAACACACCCAAAGAUGGUGACAAGGACAAAGAAGAUAUUCGUCGGUGGACUCUCGGCACCGACGACGCUGGAGGACGUCAAAAACUACUUCGAACAGUUCGGCCCGAUCGAGGAUGCCAUGCUGAUGUUCGACAAGCAGACCAACAGGCACAGAGGCUUUGGCUUUGUCACGUUUCAAAGCGAGGACGUGGUCGACAAAGUCUGCGAGAUUCAUUUCCAUGAAAUCAACAACAAAAUGGUCGAGUGCAAGAAAGCACAGCCGAAGGAAGUGAUGCUCCCGGCUAACCUGGCGAAGACGCGAGCAGCCAACAGAGGCGCAUACGAUUUUAUGUGGUCCCUGGGAGCAUUACCUGAUGGUUUCCCAGCGGCGGCGUACGCGGCAUACGCGGCAGGCCGUGGCUAUUCUGGGUACCCUAGUUUCGGACUGCCCUACCCGACAGGAGUGCCGGCAGUGUACUACCACGGAACCGGAAGCGACAAUGCAAGCCACGCGUAUACGGAGACACCGAUGCAACACGUCCAACGGACUGCAAUCCGGAAGAAAUUGGAUCUUACCAACGGACAGCUCACCCCCAACAACAACACGCCCUUGCUCACGCAAGCUCUUUCUGUGAUGAACAACUACCAGGCGGCCGCAGCGCAGGCCGGAUUCCCGCCGGCGUCGCCGCACGCGGCCGGCGGCCACGGCGGGCCACAAGGUCGGUCAUUCCCUGCGGCCAACUCACCGGGCCCCAUCGACAUGUAUAGCUCAAGCGCCGCAGCCGCAGCAGCAGCCGCAGCCGCUGACUCAGCAGUCGCCAGCUACGUCCAGGCCGCAGCUAGUCCGCAGCCCCCUACGACCGCGUUCCCUGCGAUCGCCGUGUCCCGUGCCCCGCUCAACUACAGUCCCGGUCCUCUAAUACCAGCGGCGUUCACUAAUGGCUACCAUUGAGCCUUGUUAAGACCUAAUAACAGGAUGGACGAGAGGGCAGAGCGCAGCACGGUCGACUGACGGUAUAGUGAGCGAUGUAAAUGCCUUGGGAGAACUUAUCACGAUGAACGAGCUCUGGACGGAAGAGGAUGCGUACCACCACCACCACCACCAACACUAUCAAUCGGAAGAAUCGCGAUUUAAGUAGAAAUGAACGAGAGGAAUCUUUACAUCGGCGAGAAAACACUUCGAACUUGUGAAUAUGAUUGUCAUUGACGAAGAAUUAACACCAAACAGAACAUACAAACACACACACACACACACACACACAUACAAAUACGCAUACACACACGGAAGAGGAGUUAAUCUGAACAAAUAUUGAGGCACAGAACAAACGAGGAAAAAGGUGGGCGAAAAAAAAACGAAGAUUGAAGACAAACGGGGAAAAUUGUACAUCCGAUCUGUAUCCAGAAAGCAUAAGAGGAAAACGACACGCAAGAGGAUUAAAGGUAGAAAAAUGCAAAAGAAAAACACGAAU